UCGAAGGCGACCGAUACUUAUCGAUAGUGCUGUCGAUAUUGUUCAUCUCCUGGUAGGCACGAUUUCGCGUACAGUGUUUCGUGAAAUUCUCUUCAACGUACAAUGUCAAGUUACAACUUAAAGGACAAAGAAGAGGUGAAGGAGUACUUAAAGAACUUACACAUCGAAUACCAGUUUGGCUGUUACAGUGAGAAAAAACCAGAAGUGUGCCAUCUACUGGGUGAUUAUUACGAAGCGAUAAAUGAAGAUAUAAAAAAGGCCGCUUCGUUGUUCAAGAUGAAUUGUGACAACUACAAUUACGGCAGAAGCUGUGCGAAAUACGGCGAUUUUCUGGCGGUCGGCAAAGGUUGCAAGCAGAACGUGCCGUUGGCGUACGAGUACAUGUCGAAGGGCUGCGAAUUAAAUGACGAAAAUGGCUGUUUGCAUGCCGGUAUGUUAGGAACAUCCAAUCACGACGUGGGAAAGAAAGACAGAGCCACGCAGGUUCAAGCGGGCGUCGAGCAACUGAAAAAAGCCUGCGACGUGUAUAACUCAGAUACGGCAUGUUUCUAUCUCUCGGGCAUGUAUCUAGCCGGCAAGGAGGGCAUAAUCAACAAGAACUUCAAGGAAGCGUACAAGCUGUCGUUGAAGAGCUGCGAGUUCGGCAAUCCGUAUGCCUGCGCGAAUCUGUCGCAGAUGCACGCACGCGGGGACGGCGUGCAGAAGAACGACGCGCUCGCCAAGACUUUCAAAAAACGUGCUAUAAAAUUGCACGAAGAGUUAAAGACGAUACAAACAGAAGUGAAGUUUCAUCAAGGCGUAAGUUCAUCGCGAGAAUUACUCAUUAUCGAUUAUCUCAUUUCACUCUCUCCCUCUCUCCGGAUAUCCCCCAUCGUUGCUUUUCGCCCCUCCCACUCCCGCGUUUUUCGCUGUUUGCCGAUGCCUAUCGGUCGCAACGAGUUUAAGAGUGCCUUCUCUCCGGUUUAUUCGUUAACGAGCGACACAACCAUGCGGUACUACCUGUUCAACUCGCGCGCCUGGCUGGUGGUUGCCGCCUUUGUUGCACUUACUUGUCACAGCAACCUGGUCAAUACACAAUCUCAGGAGAGAAACAUCGUGAACGUAGAUGUUUACUACGAGGCCUUAUGUGGUGACAGUAAGCGAUUUAUUACAACUCAGCUAGCACCGUCGUAUGGACAAUUGAAGGACUAUAUCCACAUCACGUUUAUUCCUUACGGUAAAGCUACGCACACACGCGAAAGCACAACCACUCCGUGGCAGUUCCAGUGUCAACAUGGGCCUGCCGAAUGUCGCGGCAAUAAGGCCCAAUCGUGCGCAAUCAAUGCGAUAAAAUCUUCCGAGAACAUCGAAAAUCAGGAAGAAAUGCUGGUCAGCUUGGUAAAUUGUGCAAUGUCCAGUAGAAACCCGCCGACCGCGGUGCCGCAGUGCGCUCAAAAUGCCGGCGUAAGCGAAGAAACGAGGAGCGCAAUUGACAACUGCAUUGAAAGCUCAUUGGGAGAUGAUUUGCUCGCUGAGAACGGCGAUAAGACGGCAGCUCUCAGCCCACGGUUGAAAUUCGUCCCGACGAUAGUGAUCAACGGGGUGUACUCCGAGCGGAAUCAAAACGAGGCGUUACGCAACUUCCCCGGGUUGAUUUGUCGAUAUUUGACGGAGAGUCCAGCCGCGUGCAGCAGCAGCGUAAAUUGAAGAGGAAUCGCGAGAGAAAGAAGAAACGAGACAGUAAGUCGCGCGAGCGGAAGGUGCGGGGAAAAAUAAUCGCUCGCGUU
This is a messenger RNA of Dinoponera quadriceps, 1766 nucleotides long. RefSeq lists its product as uncharacterized. Gene Ontology annotation, cellular component: mitochondrial intermembrane space. The record is from RefSeq and is a predicted model, not a curated record. Gene Ontology annotation, molecular function: oxidoreductase activity, acting on a sulfur group of donors, disulfide as acceptor; protein binding. NCBI's taxonomy places the organism in Eukaryota, Metazoa, Arthropoda, Insecta, Hymenoptera, Formicidae. Bases 103 to 1686 code for a protein of 527 amino acids. The transcript is spliced from 8 exons.